Saccostrea cuccullata (small rock oyster) is the source of this 1100-nucleotide messenger RNA. RefSeq lists its product as uncharacterized. The record is from RefSeq and is a predicted model, not a curated record. Lineage: Eukaryota; Metazoa; Mollusca; Bivalvia; Ostreida; Ostreidae. Gene Ontology annotation, biological process: DNA catabolic process. The transcript is spliced from 5 exons. The coding region runs from base 93 to 1100 and encodes 335 amino acids. Gene Ontology annotation, molecular function: nucleic acid binding; 3'-5'-DNA exonuclease activity. Gene Ontology annotation, cellular component: cytoplasm.
CAAAGAAGUCACCAUGAGAAUACCUAAGUCACUCCACUAUGGAAAUUCAGAGGCACUUGAUUUUAGGGUCCAUGCAACAGCAGCCUUCAUAAAUGAAGGAAGAGGCUACAUCUCAAAGCAUCAUGUUGAUUUCAGCAAUUUCCAUCAAGCCUACAUUAACUGUAAAUGAGGAAGCUGGUUUGUCACCUGGAAAGUAUACCCAGAAGUAUGCAGCAAAACAGAUGAAGCAGCGUCUAAGAAUUGAGGAGAGAUCAAAACUACCCUCAACAAAGAAAAGAAGAGUUCAGUUGAAACAGGAGAGAAAUGUUACACAGUGUGCAUUCCAGGCACUUGAGGGAGACACUUAUGAGUCAGAGAUUGGAUUGGCAGAUGAGGUUGAUAUUGAACAAAUCCCGGAUCCUGUUCCACGUGGUGUUUUCAAGCCUGUCACCUUGUCCACUGGAGAUCCUUCUCUUGUGAUGUUUGAUUUAGAGACCACAGAUCUGAUUCGAGGAAGACAGAUGCCCCAUAUUACACAACUUGCUGCACUUGAAUUGAAAACGGGGUCUGUUUAUAACACAUAUAUUCUUCCCAAGGUGCCCAUUACAGAGGAGGCAAUGAAUACCACUGGAAUAGUUGUAAAUUCAGAUUUAGAUAAAAUGACUGUCCAUGGAAAAGAAGUUGAUGCCGUGAAUAUUACAUCUGCUUUGACAGAUUUUUUGACAUGGUUUAAAGUUUUCCAAGAUGUAGUUUUAGUUGCACACAAUGGGAGGAAAUUUGAUUUCCUAGUUCUUAUGAGUACCUUACAUACUAGUAGUCUGAAAAUGACAACUAUGCUAUUUUCUACAGUUUCUGGUUUUAUUGAUUCACUUGGUGUCUUUAAGAAAGUCUUUAGUGGCCAGCCAAAUUAUAAACAGGAGACCUUGGUAAAAACGGUUUUAAACACCACGUACAAUGCUCACGAUGCCACGGAAGAUGUGAAAACAUUGGGAAUGUUGAUAAAACAGGCCAAUUUAUCAGAUUCACAAAUUUUACAAUUUAGUUUUCCACCAAUUUCUGUACUUCAUAGUGUUCAUUCAGCAAUGAGAAAUCGAAAAAUAUUACUUCAUUACAUGUUCUAA